AUGAUGUUGUUUCUUUUUCAUAUGCUUCUUCUGGAUCUUCAAUAUACAAGCCCUAACCACUGCCUUGUCACAAAUCUCGCUUACGAGAGACCUCUUUCAAUCAAUUGCUUGGCGUGCUUGAUAAAAGUCGUCAAAGACGGCCCCAUGGCCUGUUGUUUAAGCGAGGAAGCUCGCGAACAAAAGCGUAUAAAUCAAGAAAUUGAAAAACAAUUACAGAGAGAUAAACGAAAUGCCAGACGUGAGCUUAAACUUUUAUUACUGGGUACGGGAGAGUCCGGCAAAUCAACCUUUAUUAAACAAAUGCGCAUCAUUCAUGGUCAGGGAUACUCAGAAGACGACAAACGGCAGCACAUUCGAUUGGUCUUUCAGAACGUCUUUAUGGCAAUGCAAUCCAUGAUUCGUGCCAUGGACACAUUAGGAAUUCCUUAUGGUAAUGAAGAUUCAGAAGAUAAAGCGAAUGUAGUAAGAGCAAUAGACUAUGAAAAUGUAACGUCAUUUGAAGAGCCUUAUGUGUCCUAUAUUAAAGAUCUUUGGGAAGACAGUGGAAUUCAGGAAGCCUACGAUAGAAGGCGAGAAUACCAACUUACUGAUUCCACAAAAUAUUAUUUAAGUGAUGUGCGACGGUUAGCUGUGCCUGAUUAUCUGCCUACAGAACAAGACAUCUUACGAGUUCGUGUUCCCACGACUGGUAUUAUCGAAUAUCCUUUCGAUUUGGAGCAAAUUAUUUUUAGGAUGGUAGAUGUUGGAGGACAACGAUCUGAAAGGCGUAAGUGGAUUCAUUGCUUUGAAAAUGUUACAUCGAUUAUGUUUCUUGUUGCUCUUUCUGAAUACGAUCAAGUACUUGUAGAAUCUGACAACGAGAACAGAAUGGAAGAAUCAAAAGCUUUAUUCAGAACCAUUAUUACGUAUCCCUGGUUUACUAAUUCUUCUGUUAUAUUAUUUUUAAACAAGAAAGAUCUUCUGGAAGAAAAAAUAAUGUAUUCUCACUUGGCUGAUUACUUUCCAGAAUAUGACGGACCUCCUAAAGAUGCAAUAGCUGCUCGAGAAUUUAUAUUGAAAAUGUUUGUGGAUUUAAAUCCUGACGCUGAUAAAAUUAUCUAUUCACAUUUCACUUGUGCUACUGACACAGAGAACAUUCGGUUUGUAUUCGCAGCAGUAAAAGAUACAAUAUUACAACAUAAUUUAAAAGAAUACAACUUGGUGUGA
Messenger RNA from Strongyloides ratti, 1206 nucleotides. RefSeq names its product Guanine nucleotide-binding protein subunit alpha-11. Gene Ontology annotation, cellular component: heterotrimeric G-protein complex. Gene Ontology annotation, biological process: phospholipase C-activating dopamine receptor signaling pathway; adenylate cyclase-modulating G protein-coupled receptor signaling pathway. The transcript is spliced from 6 exons. Gene Ontology annotation, molecular function: GTPase activity; G protein-coupled receptor binding; guanyl nucleotide binding. Bases 1 to 1206 code for a protein of 401 amino acids. NCBI's taxonomy places the organism in Eukaryota, Metazoa, Nematoda, Chromadorea, Rhabditida, Strongyloididae. The record is from RefSeq and is a predicted model, not a curated record.